This is a messenger RNA of Sinocyclocheilus anshuiensis, 548 nucleotides long. Its product is annotated as FXYD domain-containing ion transport regulator 11. The transcript has 7 exons. Gene Ontology annotation, biological process: regulation of monoatomic ion transport. Lineage: Eukaryota; Metazoa; Chordata; Actinopteri; Cypriniformes; Cyprinidae. Gene Ontology annotation, molecular function: ion channel regulator activity. Bases 70 to 279 code for a protein of 69 amino acids. The record is from RefSeq and is a predicted model, not a curated record. Gene Ontology annotation, cellular component: membrane.
ACCUGAGGAGCUUCAUCCAACAUCUACUGCUCAGAGAGCCAUCAGUUCCUCUGCUAAGGAGGGGUAAAAAUGAGCCAGCUCACAGAACUAGUUCUCCUUACAGUCUUCUUGGCACUCUUCAGUCGAGCUGAAGCGAAUCCUUUUGUUUACAACUAUGAGGCGCUGAGGAUCGGGGGUUUGGUUUUCACAGCCCUGCUUAUAGCUGGAGGGGUUGGAGUUCUGUGUUGGGGGCAGUGCAAACCAAAAAGAAAGGAUGAUGAAGACGCAAGCAAAAUCUAAGGAUCAGGGACUUCAUCUGCUGAAACUUUCUAAUGGAUUUUUAAUUGCGUAGAAGACGGUUUUAUUCUGUCUAUUUACUGAUGGCUAACUAGCUCCACUUCUCAUCUGUACUUUAUUUUAUUGUAGGGUUUCCUUUGUUUCAACCAUUAAUUUAUACAUUAAUCACAGUCCCUGCCCAAAAACUGAGCUUUUGAAUUUGUAAAAUUAUUCUAUAAAUUUUAGCAAUCUCUCAAAGUGGCGCUUUAAUAAAGAUUCUCAGUUAUUGGCCU